Messenger RNA from Carlito syrichta (Philippine tarsier), 1840 nucleotides. It is a transcript of the gene PRPSAP2, whose product is annotated as phosphoribosyl pyrophosphate synthetase associated protein 2. Gene Ontology annotation, biological process: purine nucleotide biosynthetic process; 5-phosphoribose 1-diphosphate biosynthetic process. Gene Ontology annotation, molecular function: ribose phosphate diphosphokinase activity; magnesium ion binding. Gene Ontology annotation, cellular component: cytoplasm; ribose phosphate diphosphokinase complex. The transcript is spliced from 11 exons. NCBI's taxonomy places the organism in Eukaryota, Metazoa, Chordata, Mammalia, Primates, Tarsiidae. The record is from RefSeq and is a predicted model, not a curated record. The coding region runs from base 138 to 1247 and encodes 369 amino acids.
UUAAUCCAGGAGGAAUUUUGUUGUCAGAGAAUAAAAGAAGGUUGUCCAUAAUUGACUUUAAGCAGCAAUCAGUAAAACACUGAGCUCUUCAGCUCCGUCUUUCUUGCUCUGAGAAUUGGAAAACCAAGAAGGUUUUGAUGUUUUGUGUGGCGCCACCUGAAUUAGAAGCCAAGAUGAACAUAACCAAAGGAGGUCUGGUGUUGUUUUCAGCAAAUUCUAAUUCAUCGUGUAUGGAGCUUUCAAAGAAAAUUGCUGAGCGGCUGGGGGUGGAGAUGGGCAAAGUGCAGGUUUACCAGGAACCUAACAGAGAAACAAGAGUACAGAUUCAAGAGUCCGUAAGAGGAAAAGAUGUUUUCAUCAUCCAAACCAUUUCAAAGGAUGUAAACACCACCAUCAUGGAGCUCCUGAUCAUGGUGUAUGCAUGCAAGACCUCUUGUGCCAAGAGCAUCAUUGGCGUGAUCCCCUACUUUCCUUACAGCAAGCAGUGCAAGAUGAGAAAACGAGGCUCCAUCGUCUCGAAAUUGCUGGCUUCCAUGAUGUGCAAAGCUGGUCUAACUCAUCUUAUUACUAUGGAUUUACACCAGAAGGAAAUUCAGGGCUUCUUCAAUAUUCCCGUUGAUAAUUUAAGAGCAUCUCCAUUCCUAUUACAGUAUAUUCAAGAAGAGAUCCCAGAUUACAGGAAUGCAGUCAUUGUAGCCAAGUCUCCAGCCUCAGCCAAGAGGGCACAGUCUUUUGCUGAGCGCCUGCGCCUGGGGAUCGCUGUGAUUCACGGAGAAGCGCAGGAUGCUGAGUCAGACUUGGUGGACGGACGCCAUUCCCCACCCAUGGUCAGGAGUGUUGCUGCCAUCCACCCCAGCCUGGAGAUCCCCAUGCUAAUUCCUAAAGAAAAGCCUCCAAUCACCGUGGUUGGCGAUGUUGGAGGAAGGAUUGCCAUCAUCGUGGAUGACAUCAUUGAUGACGUUGACAGCUUUCUUGCUGCAGCAGAGACCCUGAAGGAAAGGGGUGCAUAUAAAAUCUUCGUGAUGGCAACUCAUGGCUUGUUAUCUUCCGACGCCCCCCGGCUGAUUGAGGAGUCUGCCAUUGACGAGGUCGUGGUCACCAAUACAAUUCCACACGAAGUCCAGAAACUCCAGUGCCCCAAGAUUAAAACUGUGGACAUCAGCAUGAUCCUUUCAGAAGCAAUCCGCCGGAUUCACAAUGGGGAGUCCAUGUCCUACCUUUUCAGAAACAUAGGGUUAGAUGACUGAGAAGUUUUCCUUUUUCAAAAUUCCCAAGGGCCAAACUGGAAGCAUAAGGAUGAAUGCUGUGAGGGGUCGUGCUUGGUGGGAUGUAUUUCACAGGGGCUAUUGUGUGUGUUCCUUCCUCUUCCCAUGCCCUUCCUUCCUGUUGAUUCCUAUGAAGAUAGACCAACUUUUUAUGUCAGUUUGGGCGUUUGUGGGUUUGGGGGCAAUUUUUAUAGAAGAAAAACUUUAUUCUCCUCUUCAAUACAAUAAGUUAAAAUCUGAUUUUUUUCAUCUAACUGUUUAAAAGAAUAACACUUGGAAUACAAUUUCUAAGCUCACAAACCGCCUUUUCCCAGAGUUGCUUAAGCCAAGUGUUUAAACAAGUUAAUAAAAUAACAUGAUCCACUGUAUGAUAACCUGCAAUUAAAAAGCCAGAUUAUACUGUUGAAUCUAGUAAAUGACAUUUUUAGAAAUGCUUUUAUAGACAAGCAUAUGGAAUAUGUGAUUGUAUUUAUUUUCUGCAACUAAAGAAGGAAUAAAACCUGUGUUCGUGUGUGUUUUUUUAAAUUCUGUGUUUUGGCAAUUGUUUUUUAACUGAAAUAAAAUGAAAGCUGAAU